ACAAACUUAGAGCUGCUAGCGGGAGCAGGCUUGGGAUUUAGACAACUCUCAGCAGAUGAGUCUGUUCAAGGGUCUUUCUCAGGCUUGUUUUUCAUCCUACUACUAAUCCAUGAGAAGAAACCAGGCUCUCUCCCGUGGGCACACAAGUGAUGGAUCCUGCUGGAAAGAGCUUUCUGAUGGCACAGCUGUGAGGGAAACCAGCACAAUAUGUUCAGUGUCGAGGACCUCCUGAUUUCUCAUGGAUACAAAUUGUCCAAAAAUCCCCCUGUUUCAUAUGAGAACAGAUACGAUGGAUACCGGCAUGAAAUCGUGGGGAACAGAUCUGCUCAGAGAACGCUGAAUGGUUUUGAGGCAGAAUCGAGAGCCGGGGCGUACAGCAAGAAACCUCUGGUGAAAACCAACUCGAGCAGCACUGAGAGCAGCCAUGGGAGCCAAGGGAGGCAAGCGGGUCCUGGUUACCACCAUGACCUUCAGGGUUUGUCCACUUUUCAUACUUCAGAAGGGGGGGUUUAUGACAGGCCUCCAUUAGCAUGGUCUCCCCAGCCCAAGACCGAUAAAGACCUUGCCUACUGGAGGAGACGAGGACAGGACUUCAGUGUGCUGCUGGGCUCUUCCCAGAAAGGCAGUGUGGAAAUGAAAGGCCUGGCUGCGUCCCCGGGGGCACCCCGGCACCCCAAGGAGACUCAGCUGAAGGUGGGGACGGGCGCAGGGUACCUCAGGAGAAGCGUUUUGCAGGAGAGCUGCGAAGUGCCGGGGGACUGCAAAUGGCAGGGUCUGGGGAUGGAAAGCUGGAACCAGCCAAAAAAGGUAGGGAGACAAAUGUCCGAGGGCGACAGGGAGAAGCUGCUUCAAGAGCUGUAUUCGCUGACACUGGGAGAGAACGUACUGAGCACCCACAACAAGGGGAAGUCGCAGUCCUUGCCAAGGGUCCUUUCUCCAGAGAGUAUGAGGUGCGUGGAAAUGCCCUCCCUGAACAACAGUAACAGCUCGCUCAGCGCAGCUAAAACCCCCUCCUAUCCCCCAAACAGACUGAGUGUGGAACCAGCCAAGCACCACGAAACGGGAGGCCAUUUCCUUCCCCUAGUGAAACCCAAGUAUGGGAGACCUCUCAAGCCUCCGUCCUAUGAACUGCAGCGGCAGACGAGGGCACCAGCAGAAAGCGUGGGUUUCCAGGACCACUACCAGAAAGACGAGCCCAUCCCCUACUUAGCCAAAGUUAAUGAGCCAAGGCAAGACGCUUGCAUCCAAGACUCUGCUUUGGAGCCCCCAGUCUAUGUACCUCCUCCAUCUUACAAAUCCCCAUCUCACCAAAAUGCCACCCCACGUCCCCUCAAUGAAGUGCCUAGCAACGACGCGCAUGCCAGCAGUGAUCAGCAGGGUCCCGCGGAGCGGGUUGUCCCCUGCCAACGACCAGCUGCGAAUAUUUCUGAAGCUGGGGGUGACCCUUGCAAAGACAACCACCUUCCUCACGGGAAGCAAAGCCAUGCGCGGCGCCCCACUGACUACCUGCGUUCUGUUCAGUACAUUCCCUUCGACGAUCCUCGCAUACGACAUAUUAAAAUCGCACCACCGGAAGGUCUGCAGGACAACGCUAAAUACACUGAAAAUGCAUGUGGUCCCAGUUCUGGUGCUUUGCAAGAGAGAGAUCUUGAAGUACAGUACAACAGUGCCUUCUUGGAUGCAUCAAGCUUGUCCAAUUCUGCAAAGGGAGAAAGAACUUCUGACAGCUCCACCCAUAGCAACAGAUGGUUGGCACCGUCCAUCCGAGAUCAGGAAAAUUGUGCCUUGCUGGACCAAAGAGAUAGUUGUAGCACAACUAAUCAUAGCCCCCGUCAUGAAGCCAGCGCGGAGUAUGCAAAAGGCAAACUUUCUGUAAGAAAUUCACAUAUGGACAGCACCUGUGAGACUGUUACAAAAGUGAAAAAGUUUGAACCUGGAACGGGGAUGCAGAGCAAAAAGAGUUCAAAGAAAAAAAUGAAUGAAACUAUAUUUUGUUUGGUCUCUAUCCCAGUUAAAUCAGAAUCCAAUCUGCCAGAUACAGAUAGGAACAACAACAUAACCCAGAGCCCUGAUAAGAAUGGGUUUGAUAACAAUGGGGCUUUGCAAGAACAAAGUCUCUUAAGUAUGUCUUCAACGGACUUGGAGUUACAAGCGCUUACAGGAAGCAUGACCAAUAAAAAUGAGUUACAAAAACAAGAGUUGUGGAGACCAGAAGAGUUCAAACAAAUGAAUGACCUCAGAUUUAUUCAGCCUGCAAAACACAGAGAGCUCAAAUACUCUGGCUCCUGGCCAGGUGAUCAGUACAAAGACCAGCAGACACAGACCAAUUUCACUGAAGAACCUAAAAGCCCACAAUUUUUCCAUGGUACAAAGCCUGGGCAGCCCAGUAGUAACAAAACGCUGUCUCCAAAGCCCCCAGGAUGUCCAGCAUCCACAAUAGGGUCCAAACAGGCGGGGUUGCCUUCUGAUGAGAGAAGCUGCAGACAGACCUCUUACGGCAUGAAGGGUCAGAUGCACCUCAGCCAGUCUAGCAACAGUGCAUUUUCCAGGACUGCCACCUCGGUCCUUCAGGCCCCCUCCCCAAAAGCCCACCAGAGCCAGCCUGUGCCUGCCCAGGAGAGGGAAACCGGCCUUUUUCCCAGGGGAGAUAUAGUGAAGGGAGAAGCAGGCGCUCCCUGCAACAGUAAAGAGCUGUUUGGGCAGUUCCUGUUAAAGCCUGUAAGUCGCCGUCCCUGGGACGCAAUAAGUGAGCUAGAAAGUUUUAACAAGGAGCUGCAAGAGCAGGAGGAGAGCACUAGCAGUGAAGAAGAUUUGGAAAGUGCUGCGGCUUCUCCGCAGGCAGGUGGCCUUACACCGAGGAGGGUGUCCAGAAACGAGAAGUUGAACCAGGAGCCAAGACACGGUAGGAAAUCAGAAAUGGUUGUGCCAGAGGUGCCUGUAUUUAAGCCAGGAAGAGUUAAAAGUAAGUCUGAAAGUUGGAGCGUGGGGCCGGAGCAUGGCGGCGAGCUGGGCUGCGUUGGCUCUCAAGGCUCCUCGCAGCCAGGAGGGAGCAGUGAAGAAGUCGGGCCAGCAGAUGGAAGUCUGAUAACAGAAAUGAGGGUGGGGGAAGCCAAGAGCGGAACAAGCAAGCAGCAAGUUCGUGUGGGCCCUCUCAAGAGACUUUUGUCCAGUAGCCCAACCAGUUCAUGUCACAGUAAUCCUUUCAAUAACCCUGUUUUGCAGGAGAUGAGCGAAGACCAAAAUUACCUAGAUUUUGUUAAACUGAGCAAAGGUGCAGCUCCCACACAUGAUACAGUAUUAGAGAGAGGCUCGGUCAUACGCUUGUCACUAACGAAGAGGAGCCAAGGGCGCUCAGAGCCAGAUUUGAGGUCAGUGGGACUUGAUGUAGCUCCAGGACCUGGUGCUAACAAUUCUGAUCACUCUUCAAAUGCAAAUGCAGUGGAAAUCCCCGUGAAUGAGUCAUUGCAGGCAAGAGCUGCAAGAAUUUUAGGUAUAGAUAUAGCAGUGGAGUCUCUCCUUCCAGAUGACCAUGUUGGGUCCCAGCCGGGCACUAGCCCUGCAAAUGGUGCCCAGGACUUUGAGUCAUCAGUGGGGAGCACAGUAAGUGAAAAAGAAGGAAAAAAAGAGGGUUCAUAUGAAGGCAGACGAAAGUGUGGCUGGACAGAGAGCGCUCUCUUUGUCGGAGGAGGAGGCCGAUCUUUAUAUCCUGAUGAAUGCCAGACCACUCACCAGGAAGCCAGUGCUAAAACACCGGUAACUGAGCAAGUUCUUGAACAACCGGCAAGUCCCAGCCAAGGUGAGGACCAAAACGUGGUUUGCAAGUCAGCUGUAUAUCAGCAUUCAGAAAAGAGAGUGAGAAGCACCUCGAAAGUGAUAGAGACACUCCAAGGCAAGCUCACUUCUCCACCGAGCCGGACUGCCAUGGAUCGCCUAGUGCGGAUGAAAGAAGUUGACUCUGUGUCCCGGAUGAGACGUCUGAGCAUUAAGAGUGCAGACUCGGGAGAGGAGGUGGACGAGGAGAAGCUGUCAAGGGUACAAGAGGAGAGAGGAAGCAAACUGGCAAGCUCAGGGGCUGUUUCCAAGCGUGUUAUCUCUCUCAGUGAAAAUGGAUAUUUAGGUGGAAUGGACAAGAAGAAGAUCGACAGAGAUUUUUCUUUAGGUAAGACCUUCUGUGGGAGAUCCAAAUGGGUGCUCUUUCCUUAUGUAACGGGCACGAUCGGUUUGCUCAUGCCCACAUAAUGCUGCUCAAAUAGUAACAGGCUGUAGGUGGUACUACCCCUGUCUGGUUGCCACCCCCUUUGCUCUCCUUGUGGAAGAGAUAACGUAAGUGUUCUUUGAUCCCAUUUUAGGAGAAGUCACUGUAAAACUCACUUGUAAUAUUGAAACUCAUUCACAGAGACUGGAGUGCUCCCUGAGGUUUCAUCUCUGUCUAAUUGUUUCAGGGAACAGCCAGCUUCAACCAGCAGAGUUCAGAGAUAGUCACUCUAGUGCCAGUGUUUGGGAACACGUGGUGAUUUAAUCAUAGCCUCUCCUUGAAUACCCAUUUUCCCCCUCUCUAAUACUUAAGUAGACACAUAUUAUAUCAGAGUUCAGAAGAAACUAAAAAUAAAAAUCUGAUGUUCUUCUGUGAAGCCUCUGGGAAAUGGCUGCAUUAAGGGGCCUGGAAAAUUCUCUCUCUCUCAUGAAUAUUUUCCAGAUCAGAUGUUGAGAAUAGCUGUUAUCCCCAGGUGAAAUGGAAAGUUGACUUUUUCAGUGAACACCUUUUUUUUUUUAUUUUUGGUGUUCCUCAUCUCUCACAAGCAUAUAAACUUGUGUAGUCCAUAUGCAUCCCCAAAGAGUAACAUGAGCUGUUCUCUCUCCAAAACAGUUUUCAUACAGCAUUGUGUUGAACAACUGAAAAUCAGUUGUUGCCGUAGAUUUGUGUAAAGGGAUAAAUCACCCAGGCCAACUGUCUACUCCAUUAAAUUAAUUGGAGUGAGCAAAUGUAUGGUGUGAAAGUUGUUAAAUGAAUAUUAAUCUCCUUUCUUUUACCAUCCUCUCUGUAACAGCUGACAUUCUACCUUGAAAUCUGCACAGGUUAUUCAUUAAACCUCAUCGAUAUAAAUCUGUUCACAGUUUUGCAGUACAGAGGGACUGAAAUUAAAUGGAGCAUAGUUUAAAGUGGAUUUAUGUAUUUCCAUCUGAAGAGAAAUAUUUGUGUGAGUUCUGAAUAUCAACUCCUGCAGUCUUGCAGCCUUUCCCUUCAUGUCUUUUUUUUUUCUGUAUCCCACAGCUCUGUGUCUUUUUCUGCUCUGAGCUGUGUUUCUCUAGACCAGAUUUUCCAAACGGGCUAAUUCAGCUCCCUUGUACCCAUCAGGUCUAGUGUGCCCCACAUGCAUCUCAUAUGCUUUCCUCCCUUGGGGUUUCUGCUGGAGUGAAGAAAAUAGCUGUUGUGGUGACAUAACUCCAGGGAUGUAUCAAAACAGACUGUGUGUGUUUUAUUGGAGAGUUAUUCUGCAGUAAAUUAGGUCUAAAUUUAUCCCUCUUGCUGACGAUGCCAGGCUUGUAUUCCGCAGUGUGUUCCCAUUGCAGCAGUUCCCUGGCAGACGUCAGAGCCCUCCCCAGGUCGGGAUGGGGUGGGUGUCCCUUCCUGCGGUGUCCCGUACCGCGGGGUAACACGCACCCACACGGGGAGGGAGGGCAUCUCCUCCCCUGGCCUCUUCCCACCUGUCUUCCUCUGUUAACUCUCACUCCAACUCCCAGACUAGCUCACUGGUGCCACUGAAAGCCAAAAAUAAGAAUCCUGGAAAGCCAUUGUUGCUUUUAAAGAGUAAAUAUUGCUAAAGGCCAUUCAAUUUGGAACGGGGUUGGGGGAUGUUAGUCUUAUAAUUGCAGACUGGGCCCGUCGCAGAGGCUAGAGGCCUGAGCAGAAACAGGUUUUCACAUGUAUAAUGCAGCUUGGCAGAUGAACAGUCAUCUCCCAGAGUCAGAGCUCUGCCGAAACUCUGUGCAAGAAGCUGAUCUUACUAUGCAAAUACUGCCAUUAGAAGAAUACCUCCAAGUGUUCCCAAAUGCACUGGAUGUCGUUUUUCCUUUGCUGUUUGAAGACUGCUUCCAUGAGGCUGCUGGUCUGGCUUGCUUUAUGCAGAGAGCAUUUCAAAGGAGCUUACCCAAACCUCCAACAAAUAGUGCUGUAUCAGUGCCAGAACUCCAGUGUUUGUCCCCCCCAGAACUGGGAUGUAGCCUGGCAGUCUGGCCAUUUUGUGUCCGUGGUUUAGCUGCUGGGGGUGUGGGUAAGAUUUCAAGGAAUAAGGCUUCAAGCAAAGGCUCUGUGU
Messenger RNA from Calidris pugnax (ruff), 6314 nucleotides. RefSeq names its product KIAA1462 ortholog (gene JCAD). Gene Ontology annotation, cellular component: ruffle membrane; adherens junction. The transcript is spliced from 3 exons. Bases 208 to 4239 code for a protein of 1343 amino acids. The record is from RefSeq and is a predicted model, not a curated record. Gene Ontology annotation, biological process: positive regulation of blood vessel endothelial cell proliferation involved in sprouting angiogenesis. Lineage: Eukaryota; Metazoa; Chordata; Aves; Charadriiformes; Scolopacidae.